Molecule: messenger RNA, 3768 nt
Organism: Colletotrichum karsti
Lineage: Eukaryota; Fungi; Ascomycota; Sordariomycetes; Glomerellales; Glomerellaceae
Exons: 2
Coding region: 1-3768 (1255 amino acids)
Source: RefSeq, a predicted model, not a curated record
AUGGCACCGAACAACGUCGAUCCCGGAAUUGUGGCGUAUGGAGGGGAUGACUACUUCGCCGGAGGCCGUGGUCAGGAAUCGAAGAAACAUCAAGUAUCGAGCAAUGAACGCUACUUGGACUACACCGAAACCCCCUUGGAUGUUGGUCCAACCCUCGAUAGCCAUCGGGGCUUACUGAGCGAGUCAGUUUUGAUUUCCGAUAAAGGCAGCAGCCGGCCGGAGGAGAAGAGCCCAGUUCAUCAAGUUGCAGAUGCGAGAUGGCGUCCGAAAUGGCUUCGGCCCAUCGUUCUCUCGAUCUUUCUCGCCAUCUUCGUUGUGUUCACAGUUGCACUUCCAGUGAUGCUGUGGUACUCUCAGAACAACAGCGGUCUCGUCCAAACGCGGCAAAGCUAUGUUUACCUGUGGCGUUUCGGUCCUACAGCGCUUCUCACAAUGGUGUCUAUUUUCUGGGGUAGAGUCGAGCUGCAAACAUUGAGAUAUAUGCCUUGGAUCGCGCACCGCCGCUCGCAAUUGCUGGGCACGCAAACGGAUGUCUACAACCUCGACUACACCGCCAUGCUGUCGCCAAUGAUUCUCUUUCAGUCAUUUCGUAACAAACACUACCUCGUCUCUUGUAUCGCUAUAGUUUCCCUCAUCCUCAAGCUCCAGAUCGUUCUGGCCCCAGGUCUUUACAGUCUUGCGAAUGUCAGGGUCGCAGAGCCGACCGGUGUACAACUUCUCGAUUCGUUCAACACAACGACCCGAACGACGCAGGUUACGGAUGGCAGCGCGUUCUACAUGUUCAAAGCCCUCGACAGCUUCAACAUGCGAUACCCCUUCGGCGUCACAGAAGACUUGGCGUAUCAGACGUUCAAGUUCGCCAACGGCACAGCCAGAGGAAGCACCGAUGCCCCUUUGAGUGUCGUUGUCGACGGCUACUUCUCCGAGAUGCAGUGCCUGAAGCUGGAAGACUAUGAGGCCUCCGACCCGGUCGUGUCCAGCCGGGACUACUACGCCUACAACGUCAGCCUCAAGUUUCCUGGUUGUGACCAGAGAAUCACGUCCGAAACCGACCGCAUCAUGUGGACCGACCGCUUGAACAAGAACGCAGGAUCGGUCGGCAACUGGGUUAUGAAGAUGACAGUCGGCAAACCGUGCUCGAACCUGCCGCAGCAGAACAACCAAUCCCUCUACUUCGCAACCAGGCUGGGACCAUCGGCGAGCAACUCCUCUCAGCCUGCUUUCAUCGACUUCGCGGGCGUCCUCUGUACUUCGACUUCCUGGGUCUCGAAAGUACAAGUCAUCGAUGACGGCGUUUCUCCGAAAGUCACAGCGUUGUCGGACGAGGCCAAGAUACCCGUGGUCGCCGACCUUUGGAAUAUGCUCUCGUUGUCUAUGCCUGAGAGCGGUGGGAGGUGGACUACAUCCGGAACUGGCAGAGUCUACGGGCCCGUCUCAUCGUUGACCCAGAUCAAGGGCGAAGCUUUGGGGACGGCAGUGGAUGUUACGAACCCGGCAUUAUACACAAACGACAUCCUGUACACCGCGGUAAUGACCAUGGCGCAUAACUUUGCCCCGUUACUUGGUCACUAUCGACUCCGACAAGAGGACGAAUCAUCGCCAUCUUCUUCGGGCUUCACAAUCUCCAGUACCGACAGGCUUAUUGUGAUUCAAUGGGUCUGCAUCGCCAUGGCAGCCUUGUUCGCAGUCCAGAGCAUCAUCAUUGCUGCAGUUCUUGUACGACACACCAGUCGGACUGCAGUGUGGUACCGAGACCCUGCGACUGUCCUUGGCAACAUGAUGUUCUUCCGAGACCAUCCGGACAUCUCGGACCGCAUCGCCCAUGACACGUCCGGACUCGCAACCACCACAACGGAUUGGAGUGAUUGUAGCUCUACGCCUAUGGUACUGAAGACUUCGGCGCGGGCCAUUUCGACAGUUUUUACGCUCGGGGUCAUCUUUGGACUCGUGUUCGCCCUGAGGGUCUCGGAAACUCAAGAUGGGCUCGCGACAGUGCCUGACGAUGGGUACCUUCAUUUCGUGUGGACAUCACUUCCGGCUUUAGUUAUGCUUAGCAUCGCUAUGUAUGCUGGCUGUUGCGACUCCUCGUACAGGGCGCUUGCAACCUUCUCAAAUCUCUCAACCCGAUCAUGCAGCGCGAAGGAGGUUGAUGUCUCGCUGUUGGAUAUGCUUGGUCUUCGCGCCCUUUUCUACUCUCUGAAGCAGCGAGUCUGGGCCGUCACACUCUCGCAGAUUCUCGCCAUCAUCUGUGCCUUCCUCACAACCCUUGUAUCCGUCGUCUUCACGGUUCAGUCUAUCCCUCAAACAUCAGAUAUCCAGUUGCAGCAAACAACCUGGUUUGGCGCUACCGAGAUCGGGAGAGGGUUGGACGGACUGAAUGUCGCUCGAAGCAACCGCCAGAUGAUCAGCAGUCUUGUUUCUCGCCAAGGCGAAGCCGCGCUGACCUACCCAAAGAACACAUACGACGACCUCGUGUUCCCGGUUUUGGGAGGCCUCGAGGACAUACCUCUGUCGCCAAACACGACCAUCAGAGCCACCAUACCAGCCGCCAAGCUUCACCCAGUCACCUGCUCGAAAGUGCCCCCAAGCAACUACAAAGUCAACGUCACCAGCUGGACGGAGGAAACCACCUACUUCCAGGCUGCCGUCACCCAGCCGUUCACAUGCCCGAACGGUACCCAGGCCGAACUUCUGGACAUGCUAUAUCCGAGCGCGGGCACAUUCUUACUGGGCACCUCGUUCGUUGCCGAUAUCUUUAAAUCGCCAGAGAACGUCAAUGACAUCAACAUGCCUUGCGGUAUGGGUCUCAACGCAAGCGAUUACGAGUACGCACCCUGGCGGGUUCAGACCUAUGCCUGGGGCGAGUUCUCCAAAGAGAAGAAAGGCUUCGAGUCCUUGUCGGUGUGGAAGUGCAACUACACCUUCGUUGAAGUAGCCACCGAGGUCACUUUGGCUGCUGAGAAUGGUGCAUACGUCUUGGAUCCGGAGAUUGCACCGAAACCCGAUCUGUCGACCAUCAAGCCGUGGAGCCCUUCUCUGGAUUUACCCCAUGUCGACGGACAAUUCCUCUCCCGGGAUGUCGGAGACUCGUAUCCCUCGCUCACAAUUAUUGAUGUCCUUGCAGGCACGAUCGCUUCGCAGUUCAAAGUUCUGAUCAAGCCCUACGGAAGGUUUCCUUUGGUAGACCUGGGCAACUCAAACCAAGACGAAGGGAUCCUGCAGGAUCUUCACCACAACUACGGAUUGGUCUCGGCUCAACUCGUCAACAUCGAAAACCGCUACAACAUGACAGCCAGCUCACAGACCAGUCCUCCUCCUGCUGGCGGGCUACCUGCUUUGGGUACAACAGUCAUCGACAGCAGCCGGCGCCGUCUUGUACAAAAUGCCGUGGUCACGUACGUCCUGGUCGCCAUACUCAGCAUCGUAGCCGCAGCGAACAUCUGGGCGUUGUGUUCAGCACUGUCUCGACGCUACGUGGGCAGGACUUGGCCGUUUGAUAUGCAUGUGAGGGGCUUGGCACCUGACGGUUUCCAUAGCAUGGCGGCGAUGUCGGCUUUGCUGAGAGGCUCUAACGCACCUGAUCACCUGCCUGAGAACACGGAACUGCUGUCAUCCGACGAGUUGCACGGUCGACUUGCUGACCUCAACUUCAGCUUGGGGUGGUUCCAGAGGGCGAUGAGUCAAACAAAAGUCUUCACAGUUGGUGUUAGAGGGGACUCGGAGUUCCAGUUUUUGGGGGCCAAGGCACGUAAAGUCGGAGAACAAUGA